Molecule: messenger RNA, 388 nt
Organism: Tauraco erythrolophus (red-crested turaco)
Lineage: Eukaryota; Metazoa; Chordata; Aves; Musophagiformes; Musophagidae
Source: RefSeq, a predicted model, not a curated record
AAGGUGAAGAUCCCGAAGGACCGGGACGGCAGACCCAAGCAGUUCGCGUUCGUCAACUUCAAGCACGAGGAAUCCGUCCCCUACGGAUUGAGCCUGCUUAACGGGAUCAAGCUGUACGGAAGGCCCAUCAAAAUCCAGUUCCGAUCAGGGAGCAGUCAUGCAUCUCAAGACGGCAAUCCAUCUUCUUCCGUGCACGGAGCUGCCAACGCUGGCACGUCUGGCGCGCCGCAUCCGACAUCGGGCUCUAGCAGGUACGACCGGAGCUCUGACAGCGUGGCAGCAGCGGGAUUCGCGCCGGUGCAGCGGUCUCUGCCGUCUUCCGAGAACCUCCAGCGGCAAGCGGUGCUGAACAGUGGCAUGUGGCAGCAGCCCGGCUUUGCCCCACCUG